GUGACGUCAUCACGUCGGGCACCCUUCGCGGGAAAAGCGCAGCGCACGAACGCCUCGUUUUGGACGCCGAUUCUCCAGAUUUAUGAUUAUUUUAAAAGUUAAAUUUAUCGUGAAUAAAUAGCGGAUUUGACAUUCUCACCGUUACUUUCGCCACUUACAUUUUGCGAUAUCAAUUGCCUCAAACAUAUAAGGAGAUCAUGGCCACGGCUCAGAUGAUCCGACCGAAACAAUCGCAACGAAUGAGCAUAAUACCUGAAAAGAUAGAUACGGUGCAGCAGUCUGUGGUUUUCAUCAAGCGCCUUAUAGCCAUAGCCAUCUCCAACAUCACCUACCUGCGUGGCAUCUUGCCAGAGAAAGCCUACACAACAUGCUACAUUGACGAUCUUACCCUGAAGAUCAUCUGUGGAAAAACCUCCCUCCCUGGCGCCUGUCAGAUUGUGGAAUGGAUGAAAGGAUGUUAUGAUGCCCUUGAAAAGAAUUACCUCAGGAUGAUGGUUAUCGCUGUGUAUCGUGAUCCGCAAGACCCAAGCACGAUCUUUGAGACCUACACCUUCAAGUUCGCAUACACAGCUCUUGGGCCAACAAUGAAUUUUUGCAGUAGCAAGAAAAACAUUACCUUCUCUAUUGAAGAAACCAAGCGUGCCACGAUAUUGCUCAUCCGCAAGUUGUUUGUGCUCACGCAGCACCUGGAGGAAAUGCCGGCGGAUGUGUCGCUCACAAUGAAACUCUUUUACUACGAUGAGGUAACCCCAGAGGACUACCAACCACCGGGUUUCAGAGCGAGUAGCACAGAGCCCUUGCAUUUCCAUGGCGAUCCAACGACUCUGCGCGUGGGGCACGUGGCCUCGGCCUUCCACUCGGUGAAAUUGCGCAUCACCGUGGACCGCAGUCAGCUGGACGAUUAUAACCCGGAGGAGGAGACGGGAAAAACGGUGGUGGGGAAAAAGAGGGGGGAUAAGGACUUGCUGCAGCAGCGCUGCAUGGAAGAGGAAGAUAGUGACAUCAUGCAGGUGGUCCCAGAGCUCAAGACUCCAGAGUUAAGGAAACUUACCAGCGGCGUAUCCUUUGACCGGCCACAGAAGCAGGGUUCAAUGGAAGCAGGUCCUAGAAAUGCAGUCCAUGAUCUAGAUGGUGGAAGCGAGGAAAAUCGCCAUGAGGACAACCCACUGGUUUCCAAAGCCGCAGCACUCUCCCUGGGCCAUGACAGCAAGAGCCGCUCUGGACUCAGCCUCAGCAACAGAAAAAAGAGCCACAAGACCGAUACCACGACGACUGCAAUGAAAAAUCCGACCCUGACGAUGCCAGACAAAACAAUCCUGGAGGAGAUCGGGGAAAGCAACCAGGGCGGCGUGCGGCGUAACCCAGCUCGUGCGGCUAAGAAGAGAGAAUGCUUCCAGCUAGAGAACGGCUACACCUUCAACGUAUCUUGCAGCCAGGAUGAAGAACCUCGCAGCAAGCUCAGCAGGAACAGCGAGCCCGACAAACGCUUUAGGCGUAGCUGCUUCGACUAAAGGCAGCGCGCCUCACAAACGCCUGGACCUGGGGCGGCCCUUUUAGAAAUGUUUAUGCCUCUUUUACACUUGCACAUGUUGAGCUGUGGUGGAACCGUGCCGCGUUGCCUCAACACGGCCGGGUCGAGCCAAGCACGGGUUGUUGUUUUUUCCACCGCGUGAGCCGAGCCGAGCCGCUGUGACGGAACGCGCAAUCCGCACGUGGAGGACGCGGCGACGUUCUGCGGGCUGUUACGGAUUGACGUCGCGUGUGUUGCACGUGUCGCUCACCCCGCACUGAUUCGAACGUCUUGCGAGGCGAGCGUAGCACGGCUCAGUUCGGGCUCAGCUCGGUAAUAUACCAGUGGAGAACCACCCAUACCGUGUUGGCGCAGCUCGGGUGUGCAAGUGUAAGACGGGUAUUUUGAAAGGAAAAUAAGAACGAUGUUUUUGGCGGUGACGGGGCCGAGUAUUGCAUCACUUUGUUAAUUACACAGAUUUUAAUUGUUCUUUGUUGGUAGUUCGAGGUCACUCCCACUAGGUGGCGGGAGAGACCUACGCGUGGUUCAGCGCGAUCCAUUUACAGACACCCCGGUGAAUAGAAAUUCAAAACCGCAGCCCCUCAAUGGCUCCCAAUGCUGCUGGCGGAAGGACCUCCUCUCGAUGGGGCUUUCGAGAGCUCCUCUCGAGAGUAUGUUUGACCUGUUCUUCCACCCUGGCUGGACAUCUCGUAAGAGGUGGGAAUUUGCCCACACUUCAUCACAUGACCUAAUUAAUAAUCGACUGACGAUGUACCCGUCUAUGCUGCUGGUUGCAGAGAUGCACGCGGUGAAUUUAAGAAACUUGCAACAUGUUGUUUCAACUGUUGGGCUGAAAUAUGUAAUCGAACCAGCGGCGGCCUAUGGAUUUCAGGUUCAAUUUGCUAUCCAUUCUACCACCGCAUCCUAUUCGGAGAUUGUUAUUAUUAUUGAAACUAAUACAUUUGAUUGCAAUGCCUCUUACACGUCUCGCCAAUCUCAAUCAACGUGUUAAAUUGUUUAGCGCUGUCCUGAUACACUCUGCCCAACAUAGCCGGUGUGAUGCGUUCACAAUAUACAAUGAAGCGUCAGCCGAGGUCAUUCACGGGGCUUUUUAAAUCCUUUAUAUUAAGUUCACUUGCUUGCGUGCUUGCUUGCGUGCUUGCUUGCUUGCGUGCUUGCUUGCUUGCUUAGGAUCGUGAAAAUCUUUCGGUCGUUUUUUAACCCACUUCCCGUGAUCCAAUCGAGCUGACAUUUUGCACACAGACUCGUUGUGCGUGACAAUUUAUUUUCGUGAAAAAAUGUUUCCAAAAUUUUCCACUUUUUAGGGGGAAAAAAUUUCAUAUUUAAUUUAAAAUACCAAUGUGAUAAAAAUGAAACUCUUACUCAAGAAAAUCAGAAAUGAAUAAUAAAAUAAAACCGAUGCCACGCAUAUAAAUGAUUUAUAGUGAAAAACUUAGUUUUUACGGGUUAAUUUUUUUCUCACAAUUUCCACCUCAAACCCAACUCUCAAAUGUUUGGUGUAACCAGUUACGUACUGCGCGAGGAUGGGGUGACGAGAUGCCAGUGGAGUGUCUGUACGUGAAUCAUAAUCCCUUUGGCUUUACUGCUAUUUUCUAAACAAUUUUCGUUUCUAUAUUGUCACAAUGCAAUUUGAACCAUUUCAAUUGUUAACGACGCUUGGUGUCUCAGUGAUCGAAUGAGUGAAUGAGUGGUGAGUCCAAAUCUUGACUCAGUUCAUCAUCUCUCCGGGGUAGAUACAACUGUGGGGGGUUGUCGUGUGGGUAGGGUUCGGGUUACCCUCCGCCACAUCAAAAUUAUUUUUACACCACUGGCCGAGAGGGCGGUAAACCUGAGGCGAUGCUCACCCGUCCAGGAAACCACUUUGACUGUUUUGAGUAUCAUUAUUGAGCAGCAGUUACGAGCGUUCAGAGUUUCUUGGUGUUUAUUAGAAGGCGUUAUGUUUGAAAGUUGUUGUAAGUGAGAAAGUUGUUUUUGUCGGUGGGCGAGUUGGCAGUCAGGGCUGUUUUCCGAUUGGCGAAGCCGAAACUCUUUUUAUAUCAGAUGUGAUGGUAUCGACAGCGGAGUGGAUUAAUAGGGGAGGGGAAAGAAAACCCAUCGCAAGAAAGUUGUUUACUGCAUGAUAAAAUUGAGUGAUGGUAAUUUUAUCAAAACGAUUAGCGUAUUCUCCGCAUUAUAAAUUGCAAUAUUUCCCUUUGCAUUUUAAUACAAGAGUUGUGGCUGAGUCUUGCGAACUGACAUUAGUGUAGUAAGUCGUCGGUGUGUGGGCCACGUUUGUAUGAAGUAACUGACACCGGGCAAACGUCUUUCUUUUGGGAGUCUUACAAUGUGGAGAACACGGAAUAUUGUUUUUGUUAUUACCACGAACUUCAUUGUUACCCGUCUUGUUAUUCCAUGAAACCAGGGCCGCCUAUUAUUUCCCCGGCAAAAUGGGAGUGCCUCUUAAUCCUGUUUACAUUUCCGACUGAUUCUCGUGCGUAUGACAAAGGGGCUGUGAAUUUGAUGGAUUUGCCAAGCGGCGAGUCGCCGGGAUAGACGUGUAUUGAAGAACCGGUACAACUUUAUACACAAUACACGUCCACACACGCUUACACCACGUUCACACGCACGCAGAGGGAUCAUUGAUUUAGACGAGUUGUUAGCUAACACCUGUAUAAUAAAGCAACACUAUUUUGUCUCUCUGCAUAAAUAUAUCAAUUAGUCAAUCAACUUAUUGCCUUUCCAGCCCAAUGUUAUCCAGCAUAAAAAAAACGUAACAUACACUGCCUUCAUGAAAAAAACAACCCAGCCAAUCGAUAUUAUGCGCCAUUAUUUUGUUUAAUAAAGAAAACUAUGGACCGGUUUAUACCUUCCGGGUCUCAUGGGCAGUUGUUAGGCUUGUUCAACAAAUGUGAGCUGCAUUACCAAAUGUUAUUGGCAAGAGCGCGGAAUUUAAAAUAUGGGACCCCCUGGUCGACGUACCAACGCACAAUGAGUCUGUGCACUUAUGCACAGAUCUAUAUAUCGUACAUGUAUGCAUAUGCACACGCAUGGGCAUAUGCACACGUACAGCCAUUCACCCACACCUCAAUGCCUGGACAUGCACGCAAGUAUACUGACACUUAAACAAGCACAUGCAUGCAUGACGACACGACAGAUCCCCCUUAUAGCCUGCAUAGACUGUUGGGGCAAGUGCUGCUAGCGAGCACAUGAUGAAGGCCGAUAGGGCUGUUUUGUGCACGACGUAACAAGGUAUGUAUUUAAGGCUGAGUCGACCUUGGGGAGACCUCGGACCGGUUUUAGAUCGUACUCGCCGCUGUUGUUAGCCGUGGCCAGGCAUCGAAAUUGAUUUACUGGGUUCGUAGCGCAGUGCGCUAACCACUGCACACGCACACCCACGGACACACAAUAUGACAACACUCUGUGUCCUUGUGAAGAACGGGAUAUUGUAAACGACAACACGACGUUUUCCAUCGUCUUUACCAUUGCUCUAGCCCUGACGCUAUUCAUAAAACUAUCCGAUUCGGCGAUUUAAAACGUCAAAUCCAACACGCACACUAACUAGCCCUAUGCUCAACACUAACGCUUCCUAACACUACUAUGAAUACUCGCCCUCUUACGAAUAAUAUCCCAAACACCAGUCCUAAUACUAAUCCCAUUCCUAACAUUGAUCAUAUCCUCGGCACGAACUCUAUUCCUAGCACCAGCCUCAAAGCUAAACCCUAGGACUUGCUAUUCUAAUUCCAGCCCGAACAUUAACCCCUAUUCCUAUCCAAUAGCCUUAACCAGUCGUAAUUUUAACCCUACCACUAGCCCUAUUCAUAACUUGCCUAAACCUGGCACUUUCACCCGAGUCUUAGGCAACUCUAGCACUAACAAUAACCUCAUCGACGAUGCUUACCCGCUUUCUCGGUCUGUGUUUAACCCUUGCUACGCAACCCUAUCUUAAACGCCACUCAUCCCAAAACGGAACUCUUAUAGACUACAAGUGGGUGAUGGUUCACAGCGUCUGUGAAUAGAUUCCCGGCCAUGGAGAAUAGCGGUCGAUUUGUCCUGGAACGAGUAUUCGGUGCGGUUUGUUAACAUCAGCGUUGGGGAGACGAAGGCGGCCGGGCGUGGUGCUGGUCACCCGUGUGUGCCGUUCCGGCCUUCAGAGACGCUCGCUAACACAACUUGCCCCAAUAGUCUAAUAAGGCUAUACGGGGGAUCUGUGUCUCUUCGUCUUGUGUCUAUGCAGUGUAUGUGUGUGCUUGGUCGAAGUAGUGUACAGUAUGUAUAAGUGAAAUACAUUUCCCCAACAGUC
Molecule: messenger RNA, 5810 nt
Organism: Lethenteron reissneri (Far Eastern brook lamprey)
Lineage: Eukaryota; Metazoa; Chordata; Hyperoartia; Petromyzontiformes; Petromyzontidae
Gene: HORMAD1
Product: HORMA domain containing 1
Source: RefSeq, a predicted model, not a curated record